Rhodamnia argentea is the source of this 825-nucleotide messenger RNA. RefSeq names its product LINE-1 retrotransposable element ORF2 protein. Lineage: Eukaryota; Viridiplantae; Streptophyta; Magnoliopsida; Myrtales; Myrtaceae. The transcript has a single exon. Bases 1 to 825 code for a protein of 274 amino acids. The record is from RefSeq and is a predicted model, not a curated record.
AUGCAACUUCAUAACUGUAUUCUCUCGGUUAAAGAUGCGGAUGGAGCUGUUAUCAUUGACCACAGUCUCAUUCGGCAACACAUAGUGGACCAUUUUCGAAACUUGCUCAAUGGGUCUUCACAAGUAUACCAGCCACAAGUUCAGCAGAUCGGGGAUUUCCUCCCCUGUGCUCUAGAUGCUGAUCAAACCCUUUCCCUCUCUCGGCCCAUCACCGAAGUGGAGAUUCGUACUACUAUGUUCUCCCUAGCUACUGGUAAGGCGCUGGGCCCCGAUGGGUUUAAUGUUGAUUUCUUUAAAGCAAAUUGGGAUAUCAUUGGACCGUCGAUCACGUCGGCUAUUACGAACUUUUUUGAAACCGGCAUGCUGCUCAAGGAGAUUAACACUACCAUUCUCGCACCGGUGCCCAAAAUUCCUAACGCCUUGGCUAUGUCGGACUUUAGGCCCAUUGCUUGUUGUAAUACCGUGUAUAAGUGUAUUACUAAGAUCCUUGCCAAUAGAAUUGCAGUUGUGCUGCCCACUCUUAUUAGCCCCCCGCAAAGUGCCUUUGUCAAAGGCCGACGGAUUAGUGACAACAUCAUGCUAGCUCAAGAACUGUUUGCCAGCUUCCACCACGAUCCUUAUCUUCCCAAGUGUGCGAUUAAGGUGGAUUUCCAAAAGGCCUACGAUACAUUGGAAUGGGGAUUCCUUGAGGUGGUCUUCCAAGCCUUCGGCUUCCCAAGUUUUUUUACCAAGUUGAUCAUGCUAUGUGUUUCUUCUCCAUUUUUCUCGAUAUCCAUCAAUGGUGAAUUGCAUGGAUUUUUUGGAAGUUCUAGAGGGAUACGCUAA